This is a messenger RNA of Auanema sp. JU1783, 2901 nucleotides long. The record is from the annotation of a GenBank genome assembly. NCBI's taxonomy places the organism in Eukaryota, Metazoa, Nematoda, Chromadorea, Rhabditida, Rhabditidae.
AUGUCCAGCCGUGUGAGCUGGCUUCUGCUGUAUCUGGCAGUCGUCAGCCUGUAUAUCCUGCCAUCAUGUGUUGUAUCUUCUGAGCUGUCACCAAUCUCAUCUGGAGAGUCAUCUUUUGAACUAUCUCAUAACGUCUUACUAUCAACGUCAAGCAAACACAAUGUUGAGACAAUCAGUAAGAAAUUGGAAUGCCCAAGUUCUUGCCCGGAGUGUCCAGAGCCAGAAUGUGAGCUGACAGUCUUGGAUCAGUGCAAUUGCUGUCCGGUCUGUGUACGAUCCGCCGGUGAAACAUGCGGAGCUUCAGCUGGAGUUUGUUCAGCAAAUUUAAUGUGUCAACAACUCAAUGAUAAUGAUGAGUUUGGAAAAUGUGUAGAUACAUCAUCAAGUUGCUUAAAAGCAAACUGUUCCGUUGUGUUCCACCCAAGCUGUCCUUUUGAUUCUCGUCUAGUCAUUUUACCACCUCCUGCUGGGGAAUGUUGUGGACAACCAGGCACAUGUCAUUGUGAUCAACAGAAAUGCGAAUCACUCGUGCCCACUUGUGAAGAUGGAAAGGAGCGAGUACUCGUAGAAGAUGGACGAGCAGAACCAGGAAGAUGCUGCGAUAUUUUCGAAUGUAGAGAAAAACAAUCAGAAUGUGCUUCUGUCCACUGUCCUCCAUUACCGUUAGAUGAAAACGAAGGAGUUGAAUGUCCGGCUGAUAGUGUCCGACCAGCAGAACAUGUUCCUCUUGGAGGAUGUUGUCCUGUUCGCCCAGGAUGUCGCUGUAGAGCUUCUGAGUGCAGACCAGCAGUUUGCCCUGAAGGGAAAAAAUUGAAAAUAGUCCGCAAAGGCAAUGGAAAUCCAGGGCGAUGUUGUGAUGAAUGGAAAUGUGAUGACGAUGAGAAAGCUUUGGGAAAAUCAUGUGAACGGGACGGUAAAGUAUAUUCUGAUGGACAAGAAUGGAUGUCAAAUGCUUGUGAUCGUUGUAAGUGUAAGAAAGGAGUAACAGCUUGCAGUAAAAUGACGUGCCCUAAAACACCAGUGGAUUGUACAUGGGUUAUGAUUCCUGAGGAUGAAUGUUGCCCUGUGUGCGUAGGAUGUAGAACAGAUAAAAUGGAGAAAAUCAGGAAGAAUGAAACUUGGCAGAAAGACGACUGUACGACAUGUACGUGCUCUGAAGAAGGAACCGCAUCAUGCGAAAAGUAUAUGUGUACGGUUAGCUGUGAAAAUCCACGAAAAAUCGAAGGCCAGUGUUGCCCUGUAUGCGAUGAACCUACAGUGUUUACAUUACCUGCCACUUGUCCUUCACUAGAUCAUUGCCCAUUAAGAUGUGAAAAUGGAUUGAAGCGAGAUGAUCGGGGCUGUUUUGAGUGUAGCUGUUUACCUGAUGAACAUCCCAAAAGCAUAGAUUGCCCAGAACUCAGUAAAGAGACCUGUGAUAAACAAUGUGCACAUGGUUAUUUGAAGGAUGCAGCAGGCUGCGGAGUGUGCAGAUGUGCUAAAUGUCCCCCUCUUCAUCAAUGCUUUAAGCAUUGCCUGUACGGUUUCGAAACUAACUCCGUCGGGUGCCCCGUCUGCAAAUGUCGAACCAUGUCCCGUAUCGAGGCAAAACUGACCAUCACGGACAAAAUAGGCAAACUCACUGGUUGGGAUAAGUGUAUUUCCAUGACAAGAAAUGGUAAAGUCAUUGAACGAGAUGGUGGUGAAUGGUGGAAUGAUGGCUGCCGGCAUUGCUUCUGUGAACAGAAACAGGAGUUCUGUUCCCUUAUCUCAUGUCCUCCAAAACCUGACGACUGUGAUGAAUCCAAUUGGAUUCUUAAAGAAGGUUCGUGCUGUUCUUCAUGCUCAGCAGAAGGAACAACAACUGAUAUCGUGAACAAGCAUGAACAUACAGUUUGUCAAUCACCCGGAACUGGACGUUUAUUCACUGAUGGAGAAACUUGGCAACUUGCUCCUUGCAUCUCAUGUACAUGUCGUGUCGGAUACGUUCUGUGUCAUACAAUUGAAUGCCCUCCUAUAGCAUGCAAAAGUCCAGUUCUUCUUCCAAACGACCAGUGUUGUCCUAGAUGUCCAACUGACAAUUCCACAUCAUUAAUGGCAUCUAAAACAGAUACUUCUAGUGUAUGUACAGAUGAGAAUGGAGCCGUACAUAAGCAAGGCUCUGAUUGGCGUACAGAUGAUUGUACAUCAUGUACAUGCAUGAAAGAUGGAAAUGUUGUUUGUUUCCGUGAGUCAUGUGACAAUAUCUCAGUUUGUAGUGGAACUCCUCUAGUCAUCAAGGGACGCUGCUGUCCGAUUUGUUCGGAUGUGUUGUCCUCUACCGAUGUUUGUACAUAUGAAUCUUCUGUAUAUUCUGUAAAAGAAGAGUGGAAGGAUGGUGAUUGCAUGAAAUGCUCAUGCGUAACUGGUGGACAAACGAUUUGUAAAGAAACUGUCUGCCCCCCAUGCGUAGAUCCAGUACCCAUUGAUGGCCAAUGUUGUCCUUUAUGCAAAGACGUGGGACCAUUAUCUCUCAGUGAAGGAAUAGGAGGCUCUGUCAACCAGCCUAGCAGCGUUAUCAGUGUCCCAUUCAUUACUCUGACCUUUUUAUCAUUUUGUAUUAUAUUUGGUUUACUAAUUCUGCUUCUGAUUCUCUACAGGAGAAGCCGCUUAAACAGCAAGCCUCAUAUGAUCAAAGAUACAUCUGUUCGGCUAUCAGCUACAAAGCAUAUUGGAUCUUCACCACAUUUGGAGAAUUGGUCUGGAAAGCCUCGUCACAAUUCUCAUUCAGAUGAUCAAUCCGAAAGCCUCUUGUCCACAGCUUCUGAAACGUCAACAGCAGUUUCAUCAUUGUCGUCAGGAGUUGGACCACAGCCAGAUACAAUUCCCUUGACGACACGCACCGGAGGUCCCUCCUCCAAGCAUCAUGCUUUUAAUGUAUAA